Molecule: messenger RNA, 2740 nt
Organism: Durotheca rogersii
Lineage: Eukaryota; Fungi; Ascomycota; Sordariomycetes; Xylariales; Xylariaceae
Exons: 3
Coding region: 641-2740 (699 amino acids)
Source: RefSeq, a predicted model, not a curated record
CCUUGACUCGUUAGUACGAAAUCACGGUCUGAGAGGAGACUUUCCAAUAGUCUCUGUGGUAGAAAUGCUUGCUUUUGGGGAUUUCCGCGAGCUAUUUGGCAUUCACUGUCUCGUUGAGUGAGCGAUUCCUGUAGGGCCUUAUGGUAUCGUGCAGGGGUUGGCUCCUAGCUCAAGAUAGGUGUUGAGUAUACGAGCGAAAAGAAGAAGUCAAGAAGAGUAAGAGUUCAGUUAGUGACGGCAAUUUUAGACAACGCUCUGUUCUUGUCUCCUUUUUGGGGGGCCCAAGGAAUCCGUCAAUUACUGAAGAUGGAAGCUGAGCAUUCCAGAGGAAUCCAGCUGCUUUCUUUCGGAUUUCACCACUAGCCGAUUUCAACAAAGAAUGCAAUUGUGCUGCUAAAAAGGCCCCAGGACCGAGUGAGACAUGUGCAGAAGGCGUCUAAACCGUUCAGAAACCUGCCGUUUGCGGCUUUAGAUCACAACUCGUGGCAUUCUUUGCCCGGUAUUGGCCGGAACAGACAGGUGGGCAUAACCAUUGCAAGCCAUUUACCGCUGGAUACAGAAAAAGAAAGAAGAGGAAUAAAAUUAUUUGGCAGUCAAGAAAGUUAGGAUCGUCGCGAGAGGAACACACGGACAAGCUACGAUGCCCAGAAGUCAUGGCUCAUCGGGAAGCCCACCCCCCGAACGGCCACCCGGAGACAACGGGCCCCCAGGCCCAAGGCGUGUAUUUCGAGGCCUUGGGAUGUCAGAGGACGAGCACACACAUCGGGAGCAGCGCGAACUGCGAUUCCGAGCCCGAUUCGGGCCUACAAACCGAGGGGAUAAAGAUGGUAAGCCCGACGCAGCCACGGGGAGCAAGGAGCACGCAGAACAGGGAGACGAGGCGACGACAUCAGCAGACGCAGGCGGUGCGUCGGAGCGGAAGCCGUGGGAGACCCUGGUCGUCGGCGACCUGGGCGAGAACUUGAGCUACAUCGAGGAGAAAGACCGCGAGAUCGAGCAGCAGCGAUACAUCUUAGAGCACUACCGGAGAAGCGAUCCGGGCCAGGCGCCGCACCACGAGGCCAUCCUGGACCGGCUGCAGCGAGAGAGGGCGCAGAUGGCGGACGACGAAGAGAACAACAUGCCCGAGGACCAGCGCGAGGCGCGGCGCCGCGUCGGCGAGCGCCUGGAGGUGCUAGGGUGGGCGCUGGCGACGAGCCGGUGCGCGGCCGAGGCGGCCAACAUCCGCGCGGCGAUCGCCGGGUACGAGAGCGGCGCGAUCGCGUACUCGGACCGGUUCACGCUCGUCUACGCCGGCCGCGUCGUCGACACCUGCGCGUCGUACCGGGCCUUCUGCGCCGACCGCGCCGCGCGCCUCGACCGCUACCGCGCGCGCUACGGCCCCGGCUGGCUCUGGCAGGAGCCGCCGCUCGCCGGCCCCGCGUUCGGGUCCGCGUCCGCGCCCGGCGGCGCCCGAGCCGCCAAGGGCCUGUGCCUCGGCCGCGUCGCCGGCCCCCGCAACUACCACAUUGGCCACUACGCCGUGAACCUGCGGUUCACCGCCCACAGGGCGAUGGUGAUGCGGGGCCCGGCGGCGCCGGGCGGGGGGAAGGGGGGGAAGGGAGAGGAGGGCAGCGCGAGCGGGGGCGAGGGCCCGAGGCGGCUCCCGGAGGAGGAGGAGGGGGAGGCCGAGGCGAAGGAGACGUCGUGCCACCUCAAGACGCUGCUCGACUGCGGGGCGACGUUCCCGAUCCUGCCGGCACGGGACCUGGAGCGGCUCGCGAUCGACCCGGCGCGGUACGCGGCGCAGGGGGUGAUGCGGGUGCAGACGGUGACGAGCGACGUGGACUUCCGCUUCUACGAGAUGGCGGUGACGGUGUGCGGGGCGAACGGGGCGGCGCCGGUGGGCGCGGGGGCGCGCGCCGUCUGGCCCGACGAGCCGCGCGCGCUCGGCGGCUUCUUCCCCGUGCAGGUGACGCCGCCGUCGGCGUCGGUGCGCGGGCGCGGGCGGCCCGGGCCCACCUCCUACCUCGACCGCCUCAGCGGCAUGGUCCCCUUCGAGGCCUGCUACCUGUCCUCGACGCCGGCCGCCCACGAGCUCUGGCUCGGCGAGGACCGCCGCGACGUGCUCGGCGCCCGCCGCAUGCCGCCGCACCGCCGCUUCGACUCGGCCAAGACGCUGGAACCGGCGUGCCCGCCGGAGCUGGCGGCGCUGCGCGCGCGCGCGCGCACCCCGGACCAGGUCGUCUUCGUGCACGACCUCGGCCGCCGCGGCAGCGGCGACGACGACAACGACGACGACGGUAGAGGCCGUCGCGGUGGCCGGCGCCGCGCGCGGGGGCCCAUCUUCACCGACGUCGACUGGCCGCGCGCCCGCGGCAAGAGCGAGCUGGCGGUCGUGCUGAAGGGCCCGCGCGUGGAGGGGAGCACCCGCCGGCGCACCCUGACCGCGCAGAAAGCCAUUGUCGAGCCCCGCCAGGGCGGCUACCGCGAGGGGUCGAAGCCGCCGCUCGUCGGAGAGGACGACGGGGACGGGAGCGAGGAGGAAGCGGCGGUGACAGCGGGAGAAGAGGUGGACUGGAAUGACGAGGGGGAAGACGAAGACGAAGAGGACGACGAGCAGGAAGACGACUACGAGGGCGAGGACGAGGAGGAGAAUGACAACGAAAGCGUUGACGAUGACAACGAUAGUGAGGGGGACCAUGUGCCGAAAAAGCGCAGGGUCGAAUACGGGGGCCAGGACGAGGCGGCGACGGCCUGA